Megalops cyprinoides (Indo-Pacific tarpon) is the source of this 741-nucleotide messenger RNA. RefSeq names its product protein lin-28 homolog B-like. Gene Ontology annotation, molecular function: zinc ion binding; nucleic acid binding. The transcript has 4 exons. NCBI's taxonomy places the organism in Eukaryota, Metazoa, Chordata, Actinopteri, Elopiformes, Megalopidae. The record is from RefSeq and is a predicted model, not a curated record. Bases 1 to 741 code for a protein of 246 amino acids.
AUGGCCGAAGGAGGGACGGGCAAUGGUACCGGAGACAACCACGCAAAGUCGUCCGAUCAGGAAGAGUUGACUCGGCACCAUGUUCUUCGCGGAGCAGGCCAUUGCAAAUGGUUCAAUGUUCGAAUGGGAUUCGGAUUUAUAUCAAUGACAAGCCGUGAUGGAAGUCCCGUCGACCCCCCCAUGGAUGUGUUCGUGCACCAAAGCAAGCUGUACAUGGAGGGCUUCCGCAGUCUGAAAGAGGGGGAGCUGGUGGAUUUCACCUUCAAGAAGUCCUCCAAAGGCCUGGAAUCACUGCGUGUGACGGGCCCCGGGGGAGGGCCCUGUGCAGGGAGUGAGAGGAGACCCAAAGGGAAGACCGUGGUACAGAAACGAAAGCCAAAGGGAGAUCGGUGCUACAACUGUGGUGGCCUGGAUCACCACGCUAAGGAGUGCAACCUGCCACCACAGCCAAAAAAAUGCCAUUGCUGCCAGAGCAUCACGCACAUGGUGGCUCACUGCCCCCUCAAGACGUUUGCGCCCCCGCCUCCCGGCUCUCAGGGAAGACACGGCACCGAAAUGCAGCUUCCGCCUACCUCCACCUCCACCUCCACCUCGGCCUUUACCCUCACCUCGCACUCCCUCGGGGCCAGCAUCAGGCCCGGGCACUCCUCUCAGGAAGUUUCCCCCGUGAGCAAGUCCUCUGGCUCACCUGACGACUGCUUGCGCAAGGGACCCUCCGUACAGAUGCGCACAAAGCCCUGA